Messenger RNA from Miscanthus lutarioriparius, 651 nucleotides. The record is from the annotation of a GenBank genome assembly. NCBI's taxonomy places the organism in Eukaryota, Viridiplantae, Streptophyta, Magnoliopsida, Poales, Poaceae.
AUGGCGACCACGGCGUUUCUAUCCCCGGCCAAGCUGGCGCUGCAAGGGCGCCGGUUCGCGAGCGCCAAAACGGCGGGAGCGGGACGCGUCAGCGUCAGGGUCAGGGUCCCUCCGGCGCGAGCCCAGCAAGAGCAGCAGGUGAAGGAGGAGGAGGCCGAGGUGGCGACCUUGCCGCCGACGCAGGGCGCCGAGGAGCAGGCGAAGGCGAGGAAGGGGGACGCGCAGUCGCUGCCGCGGCAGCCGCUGGCGGAGAGCAAGAACAUGAGCCGUGAGUACGGCGGGCAGUGGCUGAGCUGCACCACGCGGCACAUCCGCAUCUACGCGGCGUACAUCGACCCGGAGACCAACGCGUUCGACCAGACGCAGAUGGACAAGCUGACGCUCAUGCUCGACCCGCAGGACGAGUUCGCCUGGACCGACGAGGCCUGCCAGAUGGUCUUCAACGAGUUCCAGGACCUCGUCGAUCACUACGAGGGGGCUGAGCUGUCGGAGUACACACUUCGGUUGAUCGGGUCAGACCUUGAGCACUACAUCCGCAAAAUGCUGUAUGACGGGGUGCUCAAGUACAACAUGAGGUCCAGAGUCCUCAAUUUCAGCAUGGGCAAGCCUCGGAUGAAGUUCAACAGCAGCCAGAUCCCAGAAGCAAAAUAG